GGAAGAUUGGAUCCAAAACGGAGGGCUCUUAGAAAACCUGAGUAAACUUUUGAGAACCUUGUUGGAUCUUCCAGCACCAGUUCAACGACCAUUUUAUUCUAUUGGCCAUCAGCACGCACACAACCAACUUCCAGGUACUUGGUACAGGCUAGAUCGAGUAGAGGCCGAUAGAGUACAUCUAGCAAUAGUUGGAGUCAUACGGUAUUGGUGGAGCCUUUGUGUAAUCAAUUCCAUUGAUCGAUCCAUCUAGGAAAGCAACAUCAUGUUACGGGUCCUUUCGACCAGUGGGUCUUUGGCGAGAGGCCGAUUCCGGCCUCCCACCCACUACCUUCGAACUUUCUCGACCAAGGUGGACGAUGACAAGAAAGCACCACCCAAGGGAAUUCCCUAUGACAAACUUACAGUAGGAAUCCCCAAGGAACAUUUUCCGUUGGAACGUCGUGUGGCUGCCUCGCCGGAAUCCGUCGGAAGAUUGGUCAAGCCUGGGUUCAACGUCCUCAUUGAAGAUGGCGCUGGCAGCAAAUCGCAUUUCUCCAAUGCCGACUACGAAGCGGCAGGAGCAUCCAUUGCUUCCACAGCUGACGAUGUUUGGAAUCAAUCGGAUAUUGUCUUGAAAUUGCGUCCUCCUUCGACGGAAGAAGCUGCCAAAUUGGGAGAUAAAGCACUCAUUUCAUUCGUCUAUCCUGCCCAAAACAAGGAACUCGUCCAACAACUACAAGACCAAAAAGCCACUGUAUUUGCCAUGGAUUGUAUUCCCAGAACUCUCUCCAGAGGACAGACUUACGAUGCGCUCUCCAGUCAAGCAAACAUUGCCGGAUACAGAGCCGUACUAGAAGCAUCCAAUGAAUUUGGAAGAUUCUUUGCCGGACAAAUGACUGCCGCUGGAAAGGUUCCUCCUGCAAAAGUACUCGUCAUUGGAACAGGUGUCGCGGGAUUGGCAGCCAUUCAAACCGCGAAAAAUCUUGGAGCUGUGGUGCGAGCCUUUGAUGUCAGACCCGUCACAAAAGAGCAAGUCGAAGCCAUGGGAGGACAGUUUCUCGAAGUCGAUUACCAAGAAGAUGGAUCUGGAGCGGGAGGAUAUGCCAAGGAAAUGAGCAAGGAAUGGCAUGCAGCGGCACGAGAUAUGUUGACCAGACAGUGCGAAGAUGUUGACAUUGUCAUCACCACCGCUUUGAUUCCAGGACGAACUGCACCCACCAUGGUCACCAAGGAAAUGGUCGCAAAAAUGAAAUCGGGCUCCGUCACUGUAGAUCUCGCGGCAGAAGCUGGAGGUAAUGUCGAAACCACAGUGGCCGAUCAAAAAAUUGUCACUGAAAAUGGGGUCACUUGCAUUGGAUACACCGACAUGCCGUCGCGACUCGCUACGACAUCGUCCAGUCUAUAUGCCAACAACAUCUCCAAGUUCUUGUUGAGUGCUGGACCACAUACCAGCAAGGAGGCUGGAUACUACUUUAUUGAUCACGACGAUGAAGCCGUCAGAGGUAUGCUCGUUCUCGAAAAUGGAAAACUAAUGUGGCCAGCUCCUGCACCACCCCCUCCACCCGCACCCAAGGAAGAAGAAACCAAGGAUGCCGUCGAACCCGUCAUUGAUUACAAAGCUCCCUACAUUCAAGGAGCCAAACAGGCUGGAAUGUUGUCUGCCGGGAUAUUGGCCAUGGGAGCAUGUGCUCCCAAUCCGGCUUUUUCUUCCAUGCUCACCACCUUUGCCUUGAGUAACAUUAUUGGAGUUCAAGUCGUUCUGGGGGUCUCUCAUGCUCUACACUCGCCUUUGAUGGCUGUCACAAAUGCCAUUUCGGGUACCACGGCUUUGGGAGGAAUGCACUUGUUGGCUCAUUCUACCAAACCCAGUGUCAGUUUCUUGGGAGCUGCCGCAACCACUCUAUCCACCGUGAACAUUGUUGGGGGUUUCAUUGUGACAACAAAGAUGUUGGACAUGUUCAAACGUCCAGACGAUCCACCAGAGUACUACCACAUGUACGGCUACCCAGCUGGAGCCACCCUUGCGCUCUACACGGCAGCGUCCAUGUCUGGAAAGUUCCCCGAAAUCGAUGCAGCCGCUGCCACUCUGUCGGGUAUCUUGUGUAUUGGAGGAAUUGGUGGAUUGGCUUCUCAGUCCACAGCUCGCCUUGGUGCUGUCUCGGGUCAAGCAGGAGUAGCCUUGGGUGUCAUCUCUACACUCGGACAUCUCCAACCUAGUUGGGGCGCUACUGCUGGAAUUGCUGGUCUCAUGGGAUUGGGAGCUGCUGCUGGAAACUACAUUGGUCAUCGUGUCGAGCCAACCUCACUUCCACAGACAGUUGCAGCAUUCCAUUCCUUGGUUGGAUUGGCAGCCAGUGCCGCCGCCGUUGGCGACUACAUGAAUGUUCCAGAUGUCACAAAACUGGAUGGCGUCCAUUUGAGCAGCAUCUACCUAGCCACUGUGAUUGGAAGUGUCACGUUCACCGGUUCGUUGGUAGCCUUUGGCAAGUUGGAUGGGCGUUUGGACUCGGCCCCCUUGCAACUGGCCCAGCGUGAUCAAAUCAACAUGGGUCUUGGAGCUGCUACUUUGGGAGCAGGAGCCGUCGUCAUGGGAGGCCCUGAAGUUGGUCUCGGAAUGGGCGCGCUCAGCAGCGCAUUGACUACGAGUGGAAUCCUUGGAUGGCACAUGACUGCAUCAAUCGGUGGAGCUGAUAUGCCUGUUGUUAUCACGGUCCUCAACAGUUAUUCUGGCUGGGCGUUGUGUGCGGAAGGCUUCAUGUUGGAUAUGCCAAUCAUGACGACUGUAGGGGCCUUGAUUGGAUGCUCUGGAGCUGCCCUUACCAAGAUUAUGUGUGAUGCCAUGAACAGGGACAUUGUCUCAGUUAUCCUUGGUGGCUUCGGAACCAAAGCCACAGGCACCGGUGAGGCAAUGACAUUUGAAGGCGAGGCGACAAUGACAAAUGUUGACGAGACUGUCAAACUCUUGACCGAAAGUGAAAAGAUCAUUUGUGUUCCUGGCUAUGGUUUGGCUGUGGCACAUGCUCAGUACCCACUUAAGGAGAUGGCGGAGGCUCUCCGUGCUCAGGGCAAGUCAUUUCGUUUUGCAAUCCACCCCGUUGCUGGGCGUAUGCCCGGGCAGCUGAAUGUGCUGCUUGCUGAAGCUGGAGUUCCCUAUGAUAUCGUUGAGGAAAUGGAAGAGAUCAAUGAUGAUUUUGGAGAAACCGAUGUGGUUUUGGUCAUUGGAGCCAAUGAUACCGUGAACUCCGCUGCUGAGGAUGAUCCCAACUCUCAGAUUGCCGGUAUGCCUGUGCUACGUGUUUGGAACUCGAAGCAAGUGAUUGUGAUGAAAAGAAGUUUGGCGGCUGGUUAUGCUGGUGUUGACAACCCUGUCUUUCUCAAAGAAAACACGGAUAUGCUUUUGGGAGAUGCCAAAGAUACUGUGGAGAAACUUGCUGCGGGUGUGAAAACCUACUACGGUUAGAGGCACUGGUUCAAUUCUAGAGGUAACACUUACUGUAGUAGAGAUACAGAGUUUUCCCCCUUCCUG
Molecule: messenger RNA, 3505 nt
Organism: Seminavis robusta
Lineage: Eukaryota; Bacillariophyta; Bacillariophyceae; Naviculales; Naviculaceae
Source: the annotation of a GenBank genome assembly